Molecule: messenger RNA, 2337 nt
Organism: Ochotona princeps (American pika)
Lineage: Eukaryota; Metazoa; Chordata; Mammalia; Lagomorpha; Ochotonidae
Gene: ALOXE3
Product: arachidonate lipoxygenase 3
Exons: 15
Coding region: 1-2139 (712 amino acids)
Biological process (GO): linoleic acid metabolic process; lipid oxidation
Molecular function (GO): oxidoreductase activity, acting on single donors with incorporation of molecular oxygen, incorporation of two atoms of oxygen; protein binding; iron ion binding
Source: RefSeq, a predicted model, not a curated record
AUGGCUGUGUACCGCCUGUGCGUGACCACGGGUCCCUACCUGAUGGCUGGCACCCUCGACAACAUCUCUGUCACCCUGGUGGGCACAUGUGGGGAGAGCCCCAAGGAACGACUGGACCGGAUAGGCAGGGACUUCGCCCAGGGAUCGGUCCACAGGUACAAGGUGCGCUGCGCCUCGGAGCUGGGCGAGCUCCUGCUGUUACGCCUGCACAAGGAGCGCCAUGCGCUCUUCCGCAAGGACUCCUGGUACUGCAGCUGCGUCAGCGUCACUGCCCCGGAUGGCACCGUCUCCCAGUUCCCCUGCUAUCAGUGGAUUGAGGGCUACCGCAUCGUGGAGCUGAGGCCGGGAACAGCAAGAACUAUUUGUCAAGACUAUUCCCUUCCUCUCCUGCUGGAUCACAGGAAACAGGAGCUGCAGGCCCGGCAACAGUGCUACCGCUGGAAGGUCUACGCCCCCGGCUUCCCCCGCAUGCUGGAUGUUCGCAGUUUUGAGGAGGUGGAGGGAGACAAGAAAUUUGCCUUGACCAAGACAGUGCCUUGUGUGGACCAGGAGGACAGCAGCGGGAAUCGGCACCUGCCUGGCUUCCCUAUGAAGAUCGACCUCCCAUCCCUGCUUCACAUGGAACCCAACAUCCGCUACUCUGCCACCAAGACCACCUCGCUGCUGUUCAACGCCAUCCCCGCGUCUUUGGGCAUGAAGCUUCGGGGACUGCUGGACCGCAAGGGCUCCUGGAAGAAGCUGGAUGACAUGCGUAACAUCUUCUGGUGUCACAAGACCUUCACGUCUGAGUAUGUCACAGAACACUGGCACGAGGACCAGUUCUUUGGGUACCAGUACCUGAACGGGGUCAAUCCAGUCAUGCUCCACGCCCUCUCCACUUUGCCCAGCAAGCUGCCCGUCACCAACGACAUGGUGGCCCCUCUGCUAGGACAGGACACGUGCCUACAGGCAGAACUGGAGAGGGGGAACAUCUUCCUAGCCGACUACUGGAUCUUGGCCGACGCCCCGGUGCAUUGCCUCAACGGCCGCCAGCAGUACGUGGCCGCCCCGCUCUGCCUGCUGUGGCUCAACCCGCAGGGGGCGCUGGUGCCCUUGGCCAUUCAGCUGAGCCAGACCCCAGGGCCAGAGAGCCCUAUCUUCCUGCCCACCGACCCCGAGUGGGACUGGCUGCUGGCCAAGACGUGGGUGCGCAAUUCGGAGUUCCUGGUGCAUGAGAACAACACGCACUUCCUGUGCACACAUCUGCUGUGCGAAGCCUUCUCCAUGGCCACCCUGCGCCAGCUGCCGCUCUGCCAUCCCAUUUACAAGCUCCUGCUCCCGCACACCCGCUACACGCUGCAGGUGAACACCAUCGCCAGGGCCACGCUGCUCAACCCCGAAGGCCUCGUGGACAAGGUCACGUCCAUCGGGAGGCAAGGUCUCCUCUACCUCAUGAGCACGGGUCUGGCCCACUUCACCUACACCAACUUCUGCCUCCCCGACAGCCUGCGGGCCCGCGGUGUCCUGGACAUCCCCAACUACCACUACCGAGAUGACGGCCUGAAGAUCUGGGCGGCCAUUGAGAGCUUCGUCUCAGACAUCGUGGGCUACUAUUACCCCAAUGACACAUCCGUGCAGCAGGAUUCGGAGCUGCAGGCCUGGGUCGGCGAGAUUUUCACUCAGGCGUUCCUGGGCCGGGAGAGCUCAGGCUUCCCCAGUCGGCUGUGCACUCCCACAGAGCUCGUGAAGUUCCUCACUGCAAUCAUUUUCAACUGCUCCGCCCAGCAUGCUGCGGUCAACAGCGGGCAGCAUGACUUUGGGGCCUGGAUGCCCAAUGCUCCAUCCUCCAUGAGGCAGCCCCCACCUCAGACUAAGGGGACGACCACCCUGCAGAGUUACCUAGACACCCUUCCGGAAGUGAACAUCACCUGUAACAACCUCCUCCUCUUCUGGUUGGUCAGCCAAGAGCCCAAGGACCAGAGGCCCCUGGGCACAUACCCAGAUGAACACUUCACGGAGGAGGCCCCACGGCGCAGCAUCACCGCCUUCCAGAGCCGCCUGGCCCAGAUCUCCUGCGACAUCAGGGAGCGGAACCAGGGCCUGGCACUGCCCUAUGCCUACCUGGACCCUCCACUCAUCGAGAACAGCGUCUCCAUCUAAGCUCUUCCCCUCCAGCCCCAGAGGAAAGGACAGUACCAACAGGGGGAGUGCCGGCAGCUCCCUGCCUUCCUCACCCUUGCCUCUGGCCGCUUCUCCAGCAGCCCCAGCCCUCUGUCUGCAGUGGGAACCUUUUCUAACUAAGAUGGUCCUUGUGUCACGUGGACUGGGCCCUGGGCUAGAAGCUGCUGGCCUGGGGGU